ACAGGCUUAGGAAAAAGUGAGACAGGUAUAAUAGUCAGUGUAGUGUCUGUAGAAAAUAGUGAAACAUGUUUAGUUGACUGUUUCUCUGGUUCUAGUAAUUUAUUCAUGUUAAGUUAGCUGACUUUUAUGCCAACUAGUCCUGGUCACUUUUUAUAGUUUUCACAGGUGUAAGAAGGUAUAUAUACCAAGCAUUAAUGCAACCAUGGUUCAGAGGAUGAUCUGGUCUGUAGGUCUCAUCAUGCUGGUUCAAAGUAUAGGGCUUGUCGUCGUAGGAGAAAAUGGUGCCACAGGUGUUCACAGCUCAUGCUUGGUCCCGGAGAAGAAGGAAUCACAACAUUUUAACGGACAACUUCAUCUGAGCUCCGUAAAAACCAGAUACACUUUUGAGGCUCACAACAACAAUAGUAUAACGUUUUACCAUAAUAUCAAUGAAACAAGCAAUUGCCAUAAUUUUUAUAACACAAGCUGUGAAUUCCGGGUGUUAUUGUAUGGAGGAAUUAACAAGACAAGAAGAUUUUUUGAAGGAUCCUUUAAUACUACCCUGCUACCCAUUGUUUAUAACGGAUGCCAAGCAAUUCCAUCAGCAACUCAAGUCAUCUUUCAUCUACCCAGUCUCCGUGAGAAUGAUACAGAUAUUUACUUCUUUUGCAUGGAGGUUGCUUAUCCCCCUCCUUACAUCUGCAAGUGUGACGAAGGCUCUAUCAUACAGGUCAAAGGAAUUUUCACGAAAAAAGAAGUUGUAGAAAUUCAGAAUCUGCCCCUGAGUCUUUUGAUAAUACUGGGAUGUCUUACAGCAUACAGCCUUAUAAUCACUACAUCAUUUGUAUAUAUUAUGAGAAACAAAAGAAGAAUGCAAAUUCAACAGAGUGAAUAUAUUAAUGUUGUCCCACGACGCCCAAAGAACCAUAAGCCCUGUGUUCCUUAUGCCACUAAUCCUGGUCACCCUUUUAAUCGCUGACAACUGCAUAUGCUGAGCAACUAUUCCAUCUGUCUGUGUUUACCAGGAUUGUUACAACAGCAAAACAGAAGUCUAUAUGCUGAUUAUCCAUAUCAAUGUUUUCUGAUUUAUUUUUUAUAUUAGUUUGAGAAGGUUAUCUCAUUUUCAUUAUCUAAUUAAGAAAAAUGGCACUUCAUAAUCUUCUAUGACAAUUACCUUUUAAAGUAAUACAUAAUGAAUGUUAUAUAAGAAAAAAUAUGUAUGCUAAAUCAACACAAGGCAGCAGUAAAUAAAAUAUAUAAAUUAAGAAAUAAUAAUUAAAACAAAUAAUUUAUGCCCUGUCUGGCAUAAAACAGAAUCUUUGGCAAUAAAUCUUAAUUGAAGGGAUUGACCCAUCUGGCCAUAAAUGUUGAGAUGGGACAAAGCCUUUAACAUAAUUUCUGGUUUCAUAUUAAGUGCACAUUAAUAUUCUCCUCUGCUGCAGAAAGUGGUGUUAAAAAGUAACAAACUUUGGCGCACGCUGCUGUUGCACAGGAUUUUUUGACCUUUUUGGGGAUUUUACUCAUUGGCGAGCAAUGAGGGGCCGGAGUAGGUGGUCUGUCACAUGUAUUAUAAUCUACACAAGGAAACUGGCCUAGAUUAUAGCAGAGAUCUAGACGAGCCCCAUUGCUGGUCUAAAUCUCUGCUUCGUUGCACAGACCUGCAAAAAUGCACCACAAAUAUAAAGAUGAAUGCAUCUAUUUAUAAUUGCAGUGCAUUGAAAGCAAGAAGGGGAGAGAUUAAGACUGGGAAACUGUAUGGGAAACUGAAAUCCUUGUUCUCAUAUAUAGUACUGGAGAUACAAGCACUAUUGUUGCCAUCAAAAGGGUGGGAACCUCAAAGAAACACCAACCCAAUUAUACGUCAUAUCAUGCAAUGGAUAUGUCACAAUGUGAUAACUUUUGUUAUAAACAGAAGCCAUUACAUCAGUGUUAACAGAACCUAAUAUGCAUUAUUAUUUAUUAUGAAAAGAUAUAUUUUUAUGACUGCAAAAAUGUAUCAUAUUUUUUUAAGAAUUAAUUUUUUAAUACAUUGCAUUAAAUCAAGAUUUGUCAUUGUCCUGUAGGAAUAAAAUGAUUUACAUUAAAAUAUGUCCCCAGAAAGAAAAAAAAAAUAUUCUCAUUUUCCUGUUCUUGUAGGCAUGCUGUCA
Messenger RNA from Bufo bufo (common toad), 2126 nucleotides. RefSeq names its product T-cell-specific surface glycoprotein CD28-like. Gene Ontology annotation, cellular component: external side of plasma membrane. The coding region runs from base 203 to 958 and encodes 251 amino acids. The transcript is spliced from 6 exons. The record is from RefSeq and is a predicted model, not a curated record. NCBI's taxonomy places the organism in Eukaryota, Metazoa, Chordata, Amphibia, Anura, Bufonidae. Gene Ontology annotation, biological process: regulation of T cell proliferation; T cell receptor signaling pathway.